This is a messenger RNA of Melanaphis sacchari, 931 nucleotides long. RefSeq names its product structure-specific endonuclease subunit slx1 (gene slx1). Bases 54 to 806 code for a protein of 250 amino acids. The transcript is spliced from 4 exons. The record is from RefSeq and is a predicted model, not a curated record. Gene Ontology annotation, molecular function: crossover junction DNA endonuclease activity; 5'-flap endonuclease activity. Lineage: Eukaryota; Metazoa; Arthropoda; Insecta; Hemiptera; Aphididae. Gene Ontology annotation, cellular component: Slx1-Slx4 complex. Gene Ontology annotation, biological process: double-strand break repair via homologous recombination.
UUGUAAUAGUAUGAAUAAUAUGAGUUAAAUUUAAAAUUAUUUUGAAUAUUGUUAUGGCCGAAGAAAUAGAAAAUUUCUAUGGAGUAUACCUAUUGUAUUGCCUAAAUGAAAAGAGCAAAGGAAAAACUUACAUUGGCUAUACCAAGGAUCCCAAUCGCCGUAUAAAACAACACAACAAAGGUGUUAAAAGUGGAGGCGCCAGAAAAACCAGUCUUCGUGGGCCAUGGGAAAUGGUUUUGAUUGUACACGGAUUCCCUAACGAUAUAUCAGCAUUAAGAUUUGAAUGGGCAUGGCAAAAUCCUAAGACAUCUAGACGAUUGAAACACAUAGCACAAAAAGCAAGAACUGAAAAAGCAUAUGACUAUUGUAUCCGCAUACUUUCUGAAAUGCUGCAUGUGGGCCCAUGGAAUCGUCUAGCUUUAAACAUCCGGUGGCUAAAUAUGCUUUAUCAUCGUGACUUUAGUAACGACAAAUUCCCACCCAUGCACAUGUCUAUAUGUCAAGGACCAGUUGUAUGUAAAAAACCUGUGUCACCAAGUGAUACCAGCUUGAUGGACGGCAGUAAAUGUCAAAUAUGUGUUUUGUGUGCACGUAAUUGUUCUGCAGAAAGUCUAUUAAAUUGUUUAGAUCCAGAUUGUCAAGCAGCCACUCAUAUACUGUGUCUCGCCAAACGAUUCUUAGGAUCGUCUGAUCAUGUUAUACCCAUAGAUGGUGAAUGUCCAGCAUGUGGCAUCCGCGUCUUUUGGGGUGAUUUAAUUCGGCGAAAAAAUGGAUGUUAUAAAAAUUUAAUAGCUACUGUUACAUAAUUAAUGUAUUGUCAUUGAUUAUGGUUUGUGUUCCUCUUUAGUGUAAAGUUAACAAAUGUAAAAUGUAUUUUUAAAUUACAUAUAAAUUUUUAUAUAUUUUACAUUUUAUUGAUUGUUGUACAUAU